Boeremia exigua is the source of this 1564-nucleotide messenger RNA. Its product is annotated as ubiquitin 3 binding protein But2 C-terminal domain-containing protein. The record is from RefSeq and is a predicted model, not a curated record. The transcript has a single exon. Lineage: Eukaryota; Fungi; Ascomycota; Dothideomycetes; Pleosporales; Didymellaceae. The coding region runs from base 275 to 1552 and encodes 425 amino acids.
GCUCACAAGUGUUGAGCUUGCGCUGCUUGAUAUCGUCAUCAUCAUCGAUAGGUCGGUCGGCGAUAUGCCACGUCUAGAGUAGACUCGACACCAAGUAUAGUGAGCACACUGUGGAUCGUUGGCGUGGGCCACAAGCUGUACUCGAUGUCAUCGCCUCGAUUUUGCUGACCUCUCAUUCUCUAUAAGAAACGUGCAUCUGCUCUUCCUUCAAGUCUCACCUUCAAUUUGUCCUUACGCCUGACAGUCGUUUACCUGUCGCAAAGGAGCUUCCAAUAUGAAGUACGCUUUCGCUUCCGUCGCAUUCGGCCUUGGUGCCAACGCCCUCGUUGCCCGUGAGGCUUCUCAGUGUGUUCAACUGAAGGCUUCCGGUGGCCAGUCCGGAGUUUUGGGCCAGCUCGAUGACGGUCAAAACCGGGUCCAUGGUGGUCACCCUACCGGCUGCUAUUGCCUGAGCAAUGGUGGCUUUACCGAUUCAAAUGGCCGUGGCUGUAUUCUCACUCCCCCAACAACGCAGUUUCAAUGCGAUGUCGGUGCUAGCCCUACGACUGGUUUUGCUGUUGGAUCCAGCGGGUCCAUUACCUACAAUGGAAGCUCCAAGUUCUACGCUUGCCCUGCUUCAGACACCGAGUACAAUGUCUACACUACACCUGUAUCUGGACAGGACAAGUGUGUCGAGAUCUCUUUAAGCUCUGCUGGAUCUUGCGGAGCAGAGUCUGGACAGUUCAGUGCACCUGCAGCUUCGCAACCUGCAAAGAGCGCUGCUACUCCUCAACCUUCUCAACCUGCUCCCAAGCCAUCACAACCCGCCCAGAGUUAUCCUGCGCAAAGCCAACCUGCCCAGAGUCAGCCCUCACCUAAGCCAUCUCAGCCUGCACAGAGCGGUCCUGCCCCUACGCCUUCGCAGCCCACGCAAAGUUAUCCUCCCCAGAGCCAGCCUGCACCUAAGCCAUCGCCGUCGGCGCAGAAUCCAUCGCAACCUGCGCAGAGCGCUCCUGUUCCUAAGCCUUCGGCUCCAGCGCAGAGUGCACCAGCUCCGUCUCCAUCCGCUCCCGCUCAGUCUGGCAACAAGUGCCCCACUGAUCUAAACGGUGCCUAUCAAUUCCCUCACUUGAUUAUCCCUGUCGACUCCGAGCAGUCUUCGAAGGCCUUUGGUACCUCUUACAAUGGUAAAGUCGACAGCCACACUUGCUCGAUCUUCAACUUCGAUAUCCCCACUUCGUACUCUGGGAAGACUUGCUCAGUAGUCUUCCUUUUCCCCGAGCAGAAAGAUCUCGAGACUUCUUCCUUCACAGUAUCUGGCACUGGUCCGGUGAGCUUCACCAAGCUCAAGGGCCCUGCCAGCCAGCAGACAACCUGGGCCAACCAGCCUGGCAAGGAUUACGAUCUCGCUUCCAUUGAAAUCACCCCUGGAAACUCGUACUCCAUUGCUUCAGGUGACUGUGCCGCUGGUCAGACUGUCAGCUACGAGAUCUGCAGCGAGGGCGAUUUUGCUCUCGACUACUUCCAGGAUUACAACCCUAGCCCCCUUGGCUUGUAUGUCCGCCAGUGCUAAGCGCACUGCACU